GUUUGCGCAGGCGCACACCUUCUGCCGGCCAGCAUGGCGGACACAGGGCCUCCGCCCAGUAAGAGGAAGCGCGAACUGGAUGCCGAGGAGACGGAAGCCCCCAGCACAGAGCAAAAGGAAGCAGGCGUUGGGAAUGGUACCUCUGCCCCUGACCGGUUACCUUUCUCCGGCUUUAGAGUGAAAAAAGUGCUGAGGGAGUCCGCGCGGGACAAAAUCAUUUUCCUACACGGGAAGGUGAAUGAGGCCUCUGGGGAUGGGGAUGGAGAGGAUGCCAUUGUGAUCUUGGAGAAGACGCCAUUUCAGGUGGAGCAGGUAGCCCAGCUCCUGAUGGGCAGCCCUGAGCUCCAGUUGCAGUUCUCCAAUGACAUCUACAGCGCCUAUCGUCUGUUCCCUCCAAAGCAGCUGAGUGAUGUAAAGACAACUGUGGUUUACCCUGCCACAGAGAAGCACCUGCAGAAGUACGUGCGCCGGGACCUCCACCUGGUGCGAGAGACAGGAGAUGAUUACAAGAACAUCACCUUACCCCACCUGGAGUCCCAGAGCCUCAGCAUCCAGUGGGUGUAUAACAUUCUCGACAAGAAGGCAGAAGCCGAUCGGAUUGUUUUUGAGAACCCAGAUCCCUCUGUCGGCUUUGUUCUCAUCCCUGACCUCAAGUGGAACCAACAACAGCUCGAUGACCUGUACCUGAUUGCCAUCUGCCAUCGCCGGGGCAUCAAGUCUCUUCGGGACCUUACUCCAGAGCACCUGCCGCUGCUCAGGAACAUCCUCCGGGAGGGGCAGGAAGCCAUCCUGCAGCGCUACCAGGUGAAGGCAGACCGCCUCCGAGUGUACCUGCACUACCUGCCCUCCUACUACCACCUGCACGUGCACUUCACAGCCCUGGGCUUCGAGGCCCCUGGCGCGGGGGUGGAGCGGGCCCACCUGUUGGCAGAGGUGAUUGAGAACCUAGAGUGUGAUCCGGAAUACUACCAGCAGCGAACCCUUACCUUUGCCCUCAGGGCUGAUGAUCCCCUGCUCCCGUUCUUGCAGGAGGCCCAGAGGAGCUGAGUCGACCCAGGGGCUGUCAGGAGAAGAGCACAGAUGUGUGGGAUUGAGGGUGGGGGGAGUGGAAUUUUUAGCUCCAAGUGAAUUUUUUAAAAAUAUAUUUUGUACUGGCUUAUUCCUAGGAUGUGAAUAAAGUAUUGGUCUCAUUCG
This is a messenger RNA of Ceratotherium simum simum (southern white rhinoceros), 1194 nucleotides long. It is a transcript of the gene DCPS, whose product is annotated as decapping enzyme, scavenger. The record is from RefSeq and is a predicted model, not a curated record. Gene Ontology annotation, molecular function: hydrolase activity; RNA 7-methylguanosine cap binding. Gene Ontology annotation, biological process: deadenylation-dependent decapping of nuclear-transcribed mRNA. Lineage: Eukaryota; Metazoa; Chordata; Mammalia; Perissodactyla; Rhinocerotidae. Gene Ontology annotation, cellular component: P-body; nucleus.